UCAAUACUCAUGGCAGCAAUCUUGUCCCAGGUCUCUUCAGUCACCGACCCCGAUCAUACAAAACUGAAACCGAUACUGGAUGACGGAGAUAAAGAUGGGGCGGCGGAGACGAAAGACUCUUCGAAGUCUGCUAAACGAGGUGAGACGGGUACCGGAUGCGAUGACGACUCUAGUGAUGACGAAUGUACUUUGCCCUCAAGAAGAUGAAGAGCUGGCUGAACUGUGCGACUUUGCUCUUUCUUUAUGUGAGACUCAACCGCUUUGCCCUCAAGAAGAUGAAGAACUGGCUGAACUGUGUGACUUUGCUCUUUCUCUUUGUGAGACUCAACAUGUCUCUUCCAUCACCGAGUCUGACCAUACAAAACCGAAACUGAAACUGGAUGAUGGAGAUAAAGAUGAGGCGGAGGAGACGAAAGACACUUUGAAGUCCCCUAAACAAGGGGAGGCGGGUAGAGGAUAUGAUGAUGACUCUAGUGAUGAUGACAUAAGUGGUCCCAUGCUUUCCUCUCAAGAAGUUGAAGAACUGGUUGAACUGUGUGACUUUGCUCUUUCUCUUUAUGAGACCCAACAUCCAGGAGAGUAUUGGAAGUUUGAGAGGGGUUAUGGAGGGAAACGAUGGUAUACUCUUACCGAUCAGUAUCUCCUUGAAUUUUUCGGCAAAAAGGCAGAUUGUAAUUCCUUACGAAAUUUUGUGGUGCUUGCCAUUUGUUCUGAUUUUGCGGGAUGUGAAAAAUUCAAAGUAGACCAAUGUGUCUUAGUGAAAGAUGAUGAGGUGGAGCCAAUGGAUGAAAAUAUUAAGGAAAGGGUGAGCAUGGAGAGUGGCCGAAUUUUCCUAUUUUCACAUAAAGAGCUCCAGGAACAUUAUGAAAAAUUUGUUGAAUUCUGCAAGUCUGCGCUCACUUACUAUCAAGAGCGCCAUGUCGGAGAAGCUUAUGAGUUUGUGGAGAUACAGACGGCGAGACACUCUAUCAUUAGAGGCAUUUUUAUAUUUCAUGCGAAAAAGAAGGCCGAUGCUACUCUUGCAACUUUUAAAGCCUAUACUCAUCCUCUCGUUCUACGCAUGGACAUAGAUGUUGUGGGCUCUUUUGAGGAAUAUUUCAGCGGUCUCUUUGCCUCUCUCCGCUCACUGUCGCUGCCACUCUGCUCGGCCGUCUCUUUGCGACCUCUGCCCCCUAUUGUCUCGCCGGCGGCCGUCCUUCCUCACCGCUUAGCCGCGACUGCACACCAUCGACAGCGACCGCCCAGCCUCACCUCCCAGCCGCUGCGUCUCUGAAACUUGAUGAUAUUGAAAGAAGAGGCUUUCUGAAAUGAUACACAACAUCCAGGAGAGUGUUGGAAGUUUGAGAGCUUGCAUCCGUACCGGUGGGACGAGUGGUAUGCUUCUACCGAUCAUUAUCACCUUGAAUUUUUUGGCAAAAACGCAGAUGGUAAAUCUAUACGAAAUUUUGUGGUGGAUAUCAUUUGUUGUGGUUUUGGGGCACAUGAAAAAUUAACAGUACACCAAUGUUGUCGGCUCUGGACAUGGACAUGGACGUUGUCGGCUCUUUUAAGCAAUGUCGUCGCAGAAAUCGCUAUUAGGACAAUCCUUUUUUUUUUUGUAAAACGGACUCUGGGCUUGUUUGGUUAUUAGCGGUAGCGGAUGGUGUUAGCGG
Ipomoea triloba (trilobed morning glory) is the source of this 1652-nucleotide messenger RNA. RefSeq lists its product as uncharacterized. The coding region runs from base 80 to 1273 and encodes 397 amino acids. NCBI's taxonomy places the organism in Eukaryota, Viridiplantae, Streptophyta, Magnoliopsida, Solanales, Convolvulaceae. The transcript has 9 exons. The record is from RefSeq and is a predicted model, not a curated record.